CGGCCGCUCCUUUCGUUUUUCUCCCCCCCCCCCCCCCGCCCCCAUCAGCCCAGCUCCGUACUGCGCGCGCCCCGCAGGCCGCUUCCCCUCCCGCUCCGCCCCCGCCGGCCAGCGCUCUGCCAGGUUGGGGAAGGGGGUGGGGGCUCGUAGGCCACCAUCUUUGAGGGAAGCCUGCGACCUAGAUGGAGAGGUGCCGUUGCCGUGCUCAGGUCGACCGCGUCCAUGAGCUCUAAUGGGAUCAGCUCUGGAGCGGCUGGGUAAAGGGAGUCACUGCAGUGGUGUUCCCCUGCAGCACAAAGGGGGAAAUGCUUCAAAGACCAUCAGAAGAUUUUUUUCCAAAGAUGGAAAGUUCAGUUGAAGAUAUGGAUACUUCUGAUACCCAGUGGGGCUGGUUUUAUUUGGCUGAGUGUGGUAAAUGGCAUAUGUUUCAGACUGAUUCAAAUAGCCAUUGCUCUGUCAGCAGUGAAGAUAUCGAAAGGAGCUUCCGAACAAACCCACAUGGUUCUGUUUCUUUUACUACUGCAAAAUUUAACUACAAGCUAGACUUUUCAGUGAUGAAACAAACCAACCUAACUACCCUUAAGCAACGUCCAAUAAAGCGAGCUCCCUUUUCUAUCAGUGCUUUCAGUUUCAUCUGUGAAAAUGAGGCUAUCCCUAUGCCUUCACACUGGGAGAAUGUAAAUACUGAGGAGCCAUACCAGCUUAUUACAUUGCAAAAGAAAACAAAUGAAUAUAAUGAAGUUUCUAGUCUCUUUGGAAAAACAAUGGAUAGCCACCGAAUUAAAAGAAUUAAGAGAAUACAAAAUCUAGACUUGUGGGAGUUUUUUUGCAGGAAAAAAGCUCAACUAAAGAAGAAGAGAGGUGUCCCAACUAUUAAUGAACAGAUGUUAUUUCAUGGUACCAGUAAUGAAUUUGUAGAAGCAAUAUGUAUUCAUAACUUUGACUGGAGAAUAAAUGGCAUGCAUGCUGCUGUAUAUGGAAAAGGGACCUAUUUUGCAAGAGAUGCAUCAUAUUCCAGUCGUUUCUGCAAAGAGGACAUGAAGCAUGGAGAUACUUUUCAAAUUCAUGGUGUGAAUCUGCAGCCUCAUCUGCAUAGACCAGAUAAAGUCAUGUUUCUUGCUCGUGUAUUAACUGGUGACUAUAUCAACGGUGACUCAAAGUAUAUGAGGCCUCCUUCGAAAGAUGGAAGUUUUGUGAACUUGUAUGACAGCUGUGUGGAUAAUACCUGGAACCCAAAGAUCUUUGUUAUCUUUGAUGCUAACCAAAUCUACCCUGAGUACUUAAUAGAAUUUUGUUAAGUUUGAAAGGACUUGAACUGAAUAUUGUUUGUGUCUUUUUGAUACUUUUGUUCCUUUUGUAAAAACAACAACAUAAAAACAUGACGUGUGAAAUGAGAGAGGUGAAAGAAAAGCUAGCAUAUGUUUAUGGAGGAGGGAAACUAUUAAACACUUAAGAGAGAUUGUCAAAAUGUUUUUAAAAAUCUGUAAACUUUACUACUGCAUUUUUCAAAUGUAGAGACUAUUACAAAUUUGAAAUUCCUUAAUGAGCCUUAAAUACAUUAGGCAUUGGUAAGUUUUCAAAGUCAAGAUUUAUGUUCUAAUUUUUUUUAAUAUAUGACAAUUAUUUAUUCAUGUGGUAGAAACAUGCCUGUAAUAUAGUAUGUGUAUGAUGAAACUAAUCUUUUAUAAAGAUUGUCUGUAGAACAUAAAAAUAACAAAAAACAACACCAGAAACCCAGGCUACAUAUCUCUGUAUGUCUGUGUUCUGUAGUACGUGUUGCUUUCUGUUUGCUCUUAGUUUGGGUUCUAAACCUACAAAAAAAAAACAAAAAACAAGUCAUCUGGAGAAAACUGAUGAAGGAGCUAUAACGUUCACUAGAGCUGUUGUGUUUAACUUUAGGUACACUUUGCAAGUGUAUAAUUGGAGCUCACAGUAAAGAUUUAAUCACAUACUUGCAAGAUCACAAGACUCUUGCACUAGGAUUUGAACUUUGGUAUGACAGAAAUGAUGCUCUUGUGGUUGUUAGCUGUUUAGUGUGUAACUGUUGAGAUUAGUGUUGGGAUACCUGCAGUGCCAUAUGCCUUUCUGAGUUAUUAUUCUCUAAGAUUUUUGCCCUCUUGUUAUAGUAGGUGUGUGCAUGCACCCUGCGCUGCUGUGAUUCUUGCCUGGUCAGGGUUUAAGAAGCACUCAGUGCUAGUGUACUUGCUGUUACUGAAGACAAUGUUUAGAUUAACUUUACUGGAAAUAAUACGGUUAAACUAACAAUGAAAAUUUCAAAAGAUGCCAUCCUUUAAUUGUUAAACACUUUAAUAGAAAGUUUUCAAUAACACCUGAGUAGGUCAGGUUUUCAUAACUGGUAUAGUUGUAAAGUUAAAGAGUAUUUUUCAUGUGUAGGAAGGGAAAGAGACAAUAUGUGGGUAAAGAAUAAACUUGAGUACCUAAAUACAUAAAGAGCACAAAGAAGGGGCUGUUACAGUGAAAUGCACUGAAACGUUAAACAGUUUGCUAGAGAAUUGCAUCUAUAGUGUUUUUGUUUGUUAAAGGACCUAAGAGGCAGUAAGGGACAGUAAUACAAGGCUGAAGUGGAAGCCUUUGAGGCUGCUUCUUUGGCUAUGACCAGUAACAAAUCCUUGUAGAAAUAAUAUGUUAUUAUGGCAGAUGUAGAAUGAUCUGUAUUGGUCUGUCAUGGCAUUGUUAAUGGACUUUUUGGAAAAAAGGCUGUAUUUAAAAGGCACUGCAACUCACAUGACUUAGUCUGCUCAAAAUCACAUUAAACCUGUGGAACUGGAAGCAGAAUUUGACUACAUAUCUGACAUCAUAACUGAAGAUGCAAAUGUCACUUCCUUCUUCUUAGUGCUAUUAUCUUUGCCUGUCAAUGGAUCUUGCACAAAUUUGGUAUCUCUUUGCAUUUAUAAUUUCAUGGCAGCUUUUCCCUUUGCUUCUGUUCCUAAACUGUUCAGUGCUAAGAUGCAUUUCCCUUUACUUUAAUGCAACAGGAAGUAUGAUCUCUGAUCCCAGUUGGGAACUCUGGGUUCUACUGUUGUAGGCGUGAUUUGUGUUUGAUUCACCACUAUGCUAGCGGUGCAAAAGGCACAUUGUUCCCCACAUUGUAUAAAAUAUUUAAUAGCAAAUCACGGAGGGAAUGUGUGUAUUACUGACUCCUUUUUGUUCUUGUAGGGCAUUCUACAGAACAUACAUUUUAUGAAACUAACAGAUAUACAUGCUGUUCCUUUGAUUUGGUCUUUUAUUUCUUCCGAGGUCUGAACUGACAUUUUUAGUGAAGAAAGAUGAAGUUUCUUUUUUAGUGUCUCACGGACACAAAAUACCAUAAUCUAUACUGAUCUGAGUGAUUUUUCAUACUGUUUGGUGUCUUGUUUACUACUUAACUCACUUAAAAUGAAUGGCAGAAUCUUCAUCUUACCAAAUCACUGCAAAAUUGUAGUUUCAGCUCUUCUGUUAAAGUACUGUUCUGUUCUCUGGUGUCCAUUUUUGUGCUGAUGAAUCUUCACACUGAAGGUGUCUGUAAAGUAGCCAUCCUUUUGCCGGCAAGGGGAGAGAGACUAUUAUUGUAAGCGAAGUCCAGAAGUCUACAAGUAGCCAAUACAAGAAAUAGUUGAGCUUAAUAAAAGAACAAUGAGAGGGGAAGGGAGGAACAUAAUUCCUUGGACUAUGGAGCAUUAAAGAAAUGAAGAGGGAUUUGGUCUGAUUCUGGGGAAGGAAACCUAUUUUCUGUUACUAUUUCAUGUAGUGAAACUUUAUGCUCCAUUUUCUUUCUACACCUGUGCAAGAGAGCUUGUCAUUCUUGAUCUGAGGUAAAGCUUUCUUAGUAAAUUUUAGUUGUGGCAGAAUGUUUUCUCAUGAGCACAACGCCGCAGUAUGAACUGAUCUUCUGUAUCAUACUGGCUUCUUAUGCCAGCUUUGCUUUUUAGAAUGGGUGUGUACUCAAUUAUUGCUGAACAGAUCUCAUUUCAUCCAACGUAGUUUGGGAGAGUGUCUGUCUU
Molecule: messenger RNA, 4001 nt
Organism: Chroicocephalus ridibundus (black-headed gull)
Lineage: Eukaryota; Metazoa; Chordata; Aves; Charadriiformes; Laridae
Gene: PARP11
Product: poly(ADP-ribose) polymerase family member 11
Exons: 8
Coding region: 306-1298 (330 amino acids)
Cellular component (GO): nucleus
Molecular function (GO): NAD+ poly-ADP-ribosyltransferase activity; NAD+-protein mono-ADP-ribosyltransferase activity
Source: RefSeq, a predicted model, not a curated record